Messenger RNA from Cinara cedri, 11092 nucleotides. The record is from the annotation of a GenBank genome assembly. Lineage: Eukaryota; Metazoa; Arthropoda; Insecta; Hemiptera; Aphididae.
CUCGAAAAUCUGUAAUAUUAUCAACAGAAUAUUAAAAUAAAAUGUUAUUGUUACUUUACGUUUUUGGAUUUUUUACCGUUCAAUUCAACACGUGUUCUACUCGGCGCAGGUAAAACGUUUUACUCUGCCACUAUUACUGUCAAAAAAAGAAGACUGCCGUUACUUUAUAGGUCAGUACAUCGUUUUCCGACGUACUGUUGUAUGAAGUAAGCAUUAUAUAUACUUAUAUAUUAUACUGUUUUAUAGAUGUUGCGGGUGUUCAAAAACCCUAUUCGUUAUUUUAAACGAUUUUAAACGAUUGCGCGUGUAUUUAGUUAAAUAUAUUUAUUGCAAAUGUAAAAUCUAUCCAAAAUAUUGCAGUAAAUACCAUAAAUCAGGUGUUGGACGGAAGUAGGUAUUUUUAUUUUUUUUCUAAUCAAUUGUAUACGAUAUUUUUUUGCUUGUUAAAAGAUUGUUUAGUUUUGGAAACCGAGUUUACGCGUAUUUGGAUUUCUUCCCCUUACUGUCUUGUUUGCUAUUGUAUGUAGGUAGAUACUAUAGAGAAGGAAUGGGAUUUAUGACCUUUGAAAUUUGGGGAUUUUUUUCACGAAUCCUACGUAAUAAUUUAUACCGUUCAAAUAAAUCAAGCCAUCAAUUUGUUAAGAUUCCAAACCAUUAGUAUAUUUUAGUAUAUUUUUUUUUUGGAGUUGUACUGCGACACUUUGAUAGUCGGUGACUAUGUUCUCAACAGAUUAGGUAUUUAAAAUAUUUAAAAACAAAUAACGAUAUACUUCAGUUUCAUUUUGUUGGAUUUUAGGUUAUACUAUACGGAAAUAAAACUCGACCAAAACCGUAUCAAAUAACCGAACCCUACUCAAAAUAAUUUUUGGCUAUACUAAGUUAUCAUAACUUGGACAGAAGACCUAAAGCAUUUUCUUAUUUAUUUCGCGAAGUUUUAAAAAUAACAUUUUACAAAAAUUACUAAAAAUCGUAAAUUAACUUAUUAAAAAUGUUAUUUUUUAGUGUCAAACAAAUAAAAUAUGUCGAACUAGUAUACCACUGAAAAAAUCAAUCAAAUUCAUUAAUCAAUCAUACAGAAAAAAAUGUUUGUUGACUUAACCGAAAUUAUAUGUGUACUAACUGUAAAAUGUAGUUUCAUAUGGUAUAGCCAUAUAUUUAGUUGCAAGUACCCUACGGUUCUAGUUGUAAGAUUAAUAGUUUAUUUCACUAAAAUAUGUAGUUAUUAAUUUUUUAAAUAAUAUUAUUUAAUUAAACUAACUAUUAUUGUAUAGUAAAUUUAUAUUAUCAUAUUAUAUUAUAUAAUAUUAUUAUACUAUAUUUUCAAUCAAAUUUAUGAAGCAUUUGUUUUUAAAAAGCUAAAAAAAAAAUAUAGUAGAUUUUCUAACUCUAUUAUUUAGUUUAAUUUAGACUCCCUAUAUAUUCCUAAUGUAUAAGAGUACUUACCAUUAAUUUUAAUAAAUACUAUUACAAUUACUAUAUAUUUAAUCUAUAACAACUUAAUUUUUAUUGGAAUUAUAACUGUAACUAUAAUAAUAUAUUAUUAACUUACCACUUUUAGGUACAUCAUUUUAUGGGUGACCAAGUAGCAAUAAGGAAGUAAUAAGGACCUGUAAAUAUAGGUAAUAUAAAUUUAAAAAAAAAAUCAGAUUCAUAAAGCAUAAUAAAAUAUUUAUUGAUAAAUACAUGUUUCUUUUUUUGUUACAUAUAAAUAUUUACAUAACAUUUUUUUAUUACAUGUGUUUGUAUAAGUAUAUAAGAUAAACUGUUUGAUAGAACAUAAUGAACAGUGGGUUGUGCACAGUCUAAAUUUUCAACUGAACAACAUAAUAAUUUAUCAGUUAAUGUACAUUAUAUGCUUGAAAAUGUUCAUCAAAAUAUUUAUUUUCAUAAACUGUACAAAUAAAAAAUAGUAUACCAUCAGUUUGAAUAAAUAUAGAUAUUAUUAGUCCAAAUAUUGGUAAUAUAUUUGGAUUAUUAUUGUAACUAAUUAGAACAGACAUGUUAUUGCAAUUGUAAGUGGUUCCUUUAAAAUUAACUCAUGAAAUAAAUAUUGCAUCUUUUAAAAAUUCAACUUUACUAUACUCGAGCCGCGUUGUUUCCGAAAGAAUUAUUUAAUGACCAAACUUUAUAUCAUUAAUAUUGUUAUUUGAUGACAAAACUCUAUAUACUAAACUAAAUUGGUGUUUCAAUGCUAAAGUAUAAGGAGAGUUUUUAUUAGAUGUAAUUGAAUUAGCUGUUUAUGUUUUAAUUCAAAUCUUACAAAUCAAAGUGAUGAUAAUGAUCCACGCUAUUCCAUAAUAAAAGGAUAGUGUAGCAUAUGAUGAAAUUUGGGUUUGAGGUUGGUGUUAAAUAAUUUAAUAUAUAACUCAUAGUGCUAUUUUAUUAAAACCUUACAAAGUUAUAUAUCUUCUACUUUGAGACAUUUUCCUUAGAGAAUAUCUACAAUUUUUUUAAAGUAAUAUAUAAACACUAAUAUUCUGAAUGUAAAGGAACUAAUUCACCAAUAAUCAAUGCUAAAUACCUUGUAAAACAUGACAUUUUAGAAGUAGAAAUCUUUAUUAUACUGCGUUUUAAUGAUUCGUUUUAUAAAAGUGGAGGUUUGUUACGAAUGUCAGUAGGUCUAUAGUUAAACGAUUCGAUUCUAUCAUUAAGAAUAUCAAUAGUUAAAUAAUUUAAAUUAUAUAUCAUCGUUUAAGCCAAUAUUGUUCUUGCAAACAUUUUCUAGGAUAUCAUAUAUUAUAUCAACAGCAACAUUUAUUUUACAUGAAAUGAGUUUUUUUGUUAAAAAUGCAAAGCUGUUUUAUUUCAGUGAGGGUUAGGUCAUUAAUUGGAACAUCAUCAGAAUAGUUAACUUUUUGAACUACAUUCCAAUUGUUUCAUAUAUUUAAUUACUAUUUCAAAAAAAUUACAAUCUUGUUAAAUUAUUUUUAGCACCGACCUCAAAGAAAUGAAAGACAUUUGAACCAUUUUUGGCUCAAAUAAAAUAUGACCUUUCAUCAUUCUAAUAUUUUAUUCACACUCAAUAUCUAUCAGGUCUAACAAAAACACCCAUUUAAUCUAAAGCUUUAAAGCUCAAAUGUUCAGAAUUUAUGUUAGAAAAGGGAUUUUCAAGGGUAUCAAACAUAAGUAAUAUAUCUUCAAAUAAAGGAAUAUCAAUAUUAUUUAGACUUAUAAUCUCCAGAAGUUUUUUUUUUAAUAGUGAUAAAAAUUAAUGAUAAAAUCGUUGAAUAUCAUCAAACUCUACAACAAUUAGGCUCCAAACAUUUAAACUUGUCAAAGAUUUUUGAUCAUGAAAAUUUUUUAAAUUAAUGAUUAAAUGAAAAUUUAAAUUGAAUGUAUUUUUACACAUAAAACACAAAGGCAUAAUUGAGUAUUUGAUAUGUGUUUUUUAUGUAAAUAUAUUAUAAAAAUAGAUAAUAUGUUAAUAAGAAUAAUAAAAAAAAAGUAAUAUUUUAAGUUUUCUUACAUUGCAGGGUUAAGUAGUUAAAACAAGAUUGAAGUUAAAUUAAGAAAGAUAAAAAUAAAUCUUUUUAAUUAUAUAAGUAAUAUAUUUUCAAACAAUUCAGUUUAACUAAUAACAAUAACAUACAGCUAUAACUUUAAUCCAAAUUAAACCAUUUUAUUGUAUCUAAUAUGUAAUAUUCAAUUUCUCUAUGUACUACUUCUAAGUCACGCACUGGCUAUAACAAAUUUCUAGCUUUUCAGACGGAACUGUAAAUAUAUAACUGGCUUUUUUCUUUGCUAUUAUGCCCCUUUCUAAAUAUUCAACAAAUUAUAAAAUUAGGUAAUAAAUAUUUGUAAAUUAAUAAAACAUAAGAAAUUGAAAGAAUUUAGUGUUAACUUAAACCUGUGAAUCGGUUAUAAUACUAAUUAAAUUUAGACUUGAUGUUCAUUGAGGAAACAAAAUUUCAUCAGAAAACUGCACUUUUGGUAGGUUCUUAAAUUUCAAUUAACAUCUGAGUAAUGUCUCCAUUGUAAGUUACUAAAUGUUUGGUACAUAUUUAAUUUGAAAAAUAAAAUUCUAAUAUUAAUAUUAUUUUAAUAACAGAAAAUUUAAAAUUGUACCAUCUUUCUGUGGGUGUAAUGUAGAAAUGUUAUAUGUUAAUACUUUAGAAACUCCCUAAUGUUGAAUACAAUGAUUAAGCAUAACAUAGAAUUAUAAUUAAAAUAAAACAAAUUAUGUAAAUGUUGUAAGAAUUGUAUCAUUUGUUAAUCUAGGCUCUUAUCGCUAUAUUCAACCCACUUGUCCUUUUACAUCUUUUUUUAUAUCUUUUAGAUCUUUUUCCAAUUAUAGAAAUAAGCUAUUUGAUCAUUUAUUCGGUUAAAUUUAAUUAUGAUUUAUGAAUUAAAUCAAUGGUUUAAUUUUACUCACUAGAUAGAUAAUAGAUUUUCUAAUUAUGAAGACAUCUAAAUAAUUGUUAUAUUUUCCAGUAGGUUUAUAUACAUACAGUGAAACCUCCCGUAAUGGCCACCUCAAUAAUAGAGGAAAAUUUUUUGGGAACAGGGAUAUUUUUAUUACUUUUCAAUGGGAAACUCUCCAAAUAACGGACACCUAUUUUAAUCUUAGUUUUAAAACAUUGACAAAACGAUAACAAAAACACACUCUCAAUACAAAAUUUACUACUUUAUCUACUCUUCAAAAUUUCACAUUAUGAGUUUACGGGACACAUUGGCUGCUGUUAAGGACAUCGGUCGUUUCAUAUCUUCAAUAAAGGUAGAAAUUAAUAGGUAAUAUUUUCUCUACUAGUAUAACUUUGGCAAAUGAACUUACUAACGAAAUUAUACAAAGACAGCAUAAUUAUAAACAAACCAAACUGACAGAUUAUUCCCUCAUCAAAUUUAAUUUUAUAUAAGUAUGUACCUAUUGUGUCUUUUUUUACAUUUGUAUUAUUACUAUACAAUAUACAUACAUUAUUCAUUGCAAUCCAUCCAUUACAAUAUUAUUGUAUAUUCUAAAGAUUUAUUACAUUAUAUUUAUAUCAUAUUAAUUUUAUUACAUAAUAUUUUAUAUAUUGUGAUGGAAUUUUAAGCUAAUUGUACAGAUAAAUACUAUUAUUAUUAUAAUGUAAUCAAGUAGCAAUGUUAAAUUAUUGAGGUUGGUAUAACUAUAAUAUUUUAAUAAUAUUAUAUGGUUUAUUAGAUACUUUAGUAAUAGGUGCAGUUGUAUAAUAUAAUACAUAAUGUAGGUGCCUACUCAACAGUCAACAAUUAAAAAUGUAAUUUUGCCCACAUUUUAGUUUUUACCCACUACGAGUUAUACAUUUCUUGUAAAGAAUAUUAAUAACAAUAAUAUUAAUUUAAUAUACCUACAUUACCUUCAGGGCUAUAGUGGCGGGUAUAUGGAUGUAGACUCUGUAUAAUUUCUGAUCUUUACGAAUAAACACUAUACCUUCUGGUUAUGGUCAUAUACUCUCUGUCAUGGUAAAAUCACAAAAUAUAUUAUACAAAUUGUAUUAUUAUUAUUAUUAUAAUUAUUAUUUAAAUUUAUUGUUAAUUACGAAAACAUAAGUUAUUUACUAUUUAUGCCUUCUGCUAAAAUAUUAGAUUAGACAAUGUACUUGAGGACAUUACACUUAUACCUGAUAAUGGUAUGGAUAUAACUUAUAGUAUACCCCCUGAUAUUUGUACGACUGCAGCACUGAUUACCUUUAAAAAUAAAAACCAUGUCUUCAAAUCCCCAUGCUUUCAUAAUAUUUUCUGUGAAUUCAUCCAUUAUACCUAUAUAAAAGCACUAUAUGUAUUUACAGUGUUGUCUGUCUGUAUACAGGCAAUACAGCACGUUAGUUCAGUAAUAGACUAAUUUUGAUAAAAUAUGUAGGUACUUGCAAUUAAACACUGAUUGCACAAAUUCACUAAAGCUAUAUGACCUGCCCUAAUCAUAACUUUUAGGCUUCAGCCUGGCUACAAAAAAUACAUAAGGUUUAAGCUCUUAGGAGUACUAAAUUAAACAAAUACGAGUAAAUAUAUUAGCCUCCUGUCAGCCAAAAAUGUAUACUCAAAUUGCGCCAAUCUUAUUUAAUCUAAACAAUUAAAAUAUAAAAUAUUUAUUUUAUAAAUUUCAAUUAAAUACAAAGAAUUAUUUGUUAUAACACAUUUUGUUUAUUCGUCUAUUGUUUUUCGUGAAUUUCUGGGUUAUUUUAUAACAAGGGAAAAACACAAUUAAUAUUCUACAUUACUACUAUGCUCAAUGCUGAGAAUCGUUUUUUCGUUUAUAAUGAUUUAUCGUAGACCAUACAGUAUAUUAUAAACUAAGUUAAAACUGUAUAUGUUAUACCAUUUCAACUAUCUACCUAUAAAAGUGGCCUUAAAGUUUACCCGUGUAAACAGUAAUAACUUUUUGAACUUCAUAACCAGUGGCGUAUUUAGACAAGGGCCGCCAAAGAAUGAAUAACUAAAUAGGUUGUGAGUUGCAGGAAUUUUAUCAUGAAACUAAAAAUAAACGUUAAGAAAUUAUAAUAGAUUACAUAGUUACAGUUAAAUAGCGAUCAUUCUCAAAACUUAAAAUAAUACAAAAUUAUUUACAUUUGUAAUUUAUUAACAUUAUGGGUUUUUCAUUUGCUUCUAUCAUCAGAUAUCAUUAGAAUAAUAUAUAAUUAUUUACUAAUUAUGUGUUAUAUGAUUUAAUUUCUGAGUUCGAGAGAACCUCCACCUCCUAUAGACCCUAAGACUAUUAAAUUCCACGUAACGCUACUGUUCAAUACACCCCCCUCUAUCUAACUUGAGAAUAAAUUCUGGUUGUCCUACUUACUUAGGUAAGUGAGAGGUUGGGUUCAGUGAAGUUCAGUUAUACGAGUUUUGAAAUACCGAUAGUUUUACGAUUUUCGUUUAAAUUUAAUCUUAAAACUCGUAUAAAAAAAAACUCAUACAUUACACUCACAUUUUUUGUUUAACCGCUCAGUAGAUUUUGUAAUGAAUCACACUUUAAUUUUCAAGAAUUUUUCGACAAAUAACUUCCUGCUUAAAAAAUCUAAAUUGUUAAUUUUCAACUACACAAUAAAUACAUGUAAUAAUGAUAUGGAAAAGCGUACACAUAUUAUAUGUAUUUAAAAGAGAAUUUGAAUAAUUCUGUUGAUAAAAUUUCAUUUUUCUAAAAAAUAAAAUUGCAUCUAUGAAAUCACUUCAAACGGGAAGUCUGCCUAAGACUUUUGGAAAAGUUUAGUUUACGAUUCAAACUAUUUUUUUUUAUUUUUGAAAAAUUAUAUUUUUUAAUUAUGAUGGUAUUUUCAAAAAUGACUGUUUAUAGUUAUUUAACCUAUUUAAGUGGAGCGAAGAAGCUUAUGGUUUUAAAAAUAUGUUUAUUUUUUUUUUUUUUCUGUGAGCAAUAUUUUUACCAUAAAUUUUGCUGCGAUUUACAAUAAUAACACUUUUUCUAAAAGGAUAUCUAACUGGGAAGGUACUUUAGACAGGUUAUUUUUCGAUUUUCCAAGGAGUUUUCCUAACAAAUUAGAAAAAUCAGAAAAAAAACAUAGGAACACAGGCAAAAUAAGUACAUCAUUAAAAAAAAUAUAUAAUGCUAAUGUUAUUGUUUUACAUUAUAUUAUUGACAAAGCAACAAUAUAGUACAUGAGCAGAUAGUGUUUUAUCUGCUACUCAACUGCGCUCAGAAUCAUUUUUUUGUUAGUAAUGGUUUUAUCAUUGCUUAUAGAUAUACAUUAAAUUUAUCCUCUAUUACCUUCGUAACUUUUCACUUACAACAGUGGCUGUACCCACGUGCGAAGUUGCUUUUCUUUUUAAACUUAAUUUUCAUAUAAGUACACGGGGAAAAAAAUUCCACAAAAAAUUAUAGUUGAAAAAACAAUUAAAUAUAACUAUUUAAUAGGUAAAAUAAUUAAAAUUUUAUAAUUAUAGUGGUUUGUUGUGGUAAUGUUUACUAUAUUUUAUAGUUACUAUAUAUUUAAAUGUUUUAAUUGCCUUAUAAAUAUAGUUAAAUUAUUUGUAUAGGUAUUGUUGGUCGUGAAUAUAUGAUGUAGAUACCCUUCUCUAACCUUUAAUGUUAUACUCAUACAACAUAAUAUUAUCUAUGUACAAUUUUAUUACCUAGGUAUAUUAUUAUAACAGUAUAACUAAAAGAUUCAAAUAUGACCAAGUAUUUGGUAUUUACUACCUAAAAAAAUGUAAAUAAUUUAAUAAAUAUAACGGAACAUUAGCGAAACUCGAGACGGAUAUAUAUUUAUAUUCUUUACAAAGAAAGUAAUUUAAAAUGUGUCGAAUAUAUAGUAUAGAAAUCCACGCCAUCUGCUGCGGCCCUUUGAGAACACUGUCGCCAGUUAUAAUCUGGGUAUUCUUUCAAUUUCCAAACAACACCCCAGAAAAUAUAAUUUGAUUAUUAGUAAUCGUAUAUCGACACCGACACGAAUGCCAACUGGUCCGUCUUUUUAAGUCUACAAAUUCUAACGGUUUUUCGUUGUUCGGGAAGGAUACAUAUCCAAUUUAUUAGUUCAAUAGAAACAUUUCAAUAUGAGUUAAAUAAAAAUAAAAAAUAGGUACACAACAUCAAUCGACCCUUCGAUGACACCGGCGCACUACUGCACUAGAUACCCUUAUAAUUAUUUCUAUACAAAAUUCAAAUCAACAUGACACUAUUUUUUUAUGAAUGACCUUUUUUUUGCUUAUUUAAACGAAAAAAAGGUAAUGGUUUUUUUAAUUGAAAAUCGAGCGUCUUGACCUCUCAAGAAAUCCGAAGACAAACACUGUCGAGAACCCUGCACACAACACCUAUACGCUCCACUAACUUCUUUCAAAAAUCUCUCUCAAAUAGCUAGCUCAAACUUUUAGCAGCUAAUCCCUCAUGUUUGAUUUCUUUAUUAAUUUAUUUUUAUAAUUCAACCUUUUGUUUUCCUUACUUAAAUCUUAAUUUUACUCGUUAUUUAGUGCACAAUGUUUUGAAGUGUUAAAUACUUAACUAGGGAUAUUUAAAUUGAGUUGUGACUGCCGUUCAACGAAUCCAGGAUUACGCAAGAAUAUCUACAGGUGUAUACCCUGUUCCAACGUUCCAACAUCAUGGGCCGAUAAAACAAUAUUAUAGUUUUAAUUUAUUGGUAUCGUCAUUAUUUUCGGUUUCACGAUUCCGAAUCCCUUAAAACAUCUGGAGGAAGGUAUAGUAAUAUAAUUAGUAAGCUGAACUAUAGACUUUCUCGUACUUAAAAAAUAAUUCUUUGUACAGUCGAGUCGCGAUAACUCGAAGUUGAAGGGGGAUAAAAAUUCACUUCGAGAUACGUAUCACCAAAAACUAAAUAAAUUAUGUUAUAAAGGUAUGUUUUAGUAUCCACUCUUCUAUCUUAUUUUUUGUUUUGUAUUAGAAUAAGUGGAUUUAUUUUCUUUUACUUUUUCUAUUACUACAAAUCUAUCAUAAAUCAUGAUAAUAUUAGGUUGGUAUAAUAUGUUUUCUGUGAUGGUCACAAACUCAUAAAAUAGAAUAUAUUUUGUUAAAAUAAAAUAAUAUAUUAUUAGGUAACGUACACUGUUAAAGUAUCCGGACUAACAUUUAUACUAAUAAAAUAAAAUAUGAUAAAUUAUAUUAUUUACUAUGUGUUAUAAUUAUUAUCUUAGAAGUAAAAACUUAGAUAUUCAAGUAGUUAUGUUGUUAGAGUCCUACGUUCGAUACGCGACGGAAAAUCUGUCACACAUUUGUGUUUUUUGCAUUUUUAUUUCUCUAAUAAAUGUAAUAUAUUAUAGUUACAGUAGUGUCAUUUGAUAAUUUUGUGGGGGGGGGUUGCUGAAAUAUUUUUAUAUUUUACCUAUUACUCCUCCCUCAUCAGAAAAAAAAAUUGUAUUUAUUAUAAACACCUUUUAGUGUAAUAAAUGUAUGUACCUAUCUAUACGUAUGUGAUAAUCUAAUCAUAUUGUGUUGAUCAGAUAAUCUAAAGUUACUAGAUAUAUAUGCAGUAGGUAUGUAUUCCGCUAAAUAAAUUUACUAAACGUACCUAUAAGCAAUAACUACACAACAUAUACUGGGUUUUUCUCUAGAAUAUCAUUUACUGCUAAUUUGUCUAGUAUUCGAUAUUUUGGUAGAUACGUCAUAUGUAAAGCUUAUUUAGAGAGUUUAAAUGAUGUUUACUGCAUUUUAACCUAGUAAAAUCUAUGUAAAAUGGCCUAAUAAACAAUAAGUUUCUAUUCUACAAUAAUCUCAUUUAUACAAAAUUGUUAUAAAUAUGUUAUUGCCUUUUACCUUGGCAGAACAGUAUGCACCUGCGUUUAUUACGAAGUAUUUAUGUACAACUAGCAUAGAGGAUUCGGGGUUUUUUGUAUUAUUUCUAUAAAAUAGACUAUUUAAUAUAAUAAUAUUUAUAGUUAAAUAAGUACAUAAAUGUAGUUCUCCAAUAUUUUUAAAAAAAAAGUCUUAGGGGGAAUACGACACCCGAAUCCCUCCACUGUAAUUACACUAUUCUAUAGUUAUAAGUGCUAAAAUAACUUAACUAUAAUAAUAUUAUAGUGUUAACUAUUAACAUUAUAGCUAUCCCUAUAAAAAUUAUUAUAAUAUAAUAUUCAUACUAUUUUUAAAGUGCAAAUAACUUUUUGUUUUUUCUGCGUAGAUUGUAUAGUAAAAUGCUGACAAAUGCAGAGUAUGUUUGCUCAUUUUGCAGACCGCUCUUUCAUAAAAAUAACCAACCAAAUGAUCAGUAAGUCGUCAUUUUUUUUUUUUUAUUGAUUGAUUACCUAUAAUUUUGUAUUUAAUUCAAUGUUUUUCUAGUAUAAUCUCUUGUUUUGCUUGUCGCUUUUGCGACAAAAUAUUGGAAAGUAAAAUUCAUUUCACUCAGCAUCUUGAAAAUAUACACGAUAUGGCUCGUAAACCAAUAUUAUUUAAAGAAUUACAAGACGAAAGAAACGAGUUAUGGUUUUUUUUGGAUGAUGUUGUCGUAUCAAAAGAUGAACCAAAAACGAUGGUCAUAAAACAUUUCCAUCCACUUUCUUAACAUCAAUUAUUGUUCUUUAAUUUUCAAUGGUUCACACUACAUUAUAUAUCAUAUUGUAAAUACUAUACCGUCUAGGUCUACAGUUAAAUAUAAAUGCACCGCUGACAUUUUUUUUACAAUUUAUACUAUUUAAUUAAUAUUAUAUAUCUACUUUUUUAUUUUUAAUACAUACAAACUAC